UAUACGUAAUGAAAGCUGACGUCGAUUGUCCGUCGGCCGUCCGCGUUCGUGACGUCACAACCCCACCAAAACGAAGGACUGGCGCGCUCGAACCGGAAGCGGGGUGCAAUCCUUCGCGGUAAAAGCAUUCCGAGCGCUCAAAUAUCGGAGGCGCAGUCGUGCUGCGCGCUCUUACUUCGACAGCAGCAAAAGCGGAUGCGACUUGACCGACGCCGACCGCGACGCCGCGGAUCCGUUCGGUCGGUUGCGAGCACGAAGAUGAGCCGCCGGGUCAGAUGGUCGCACCUGCCGGGCGCGUGCCCGUGAGCGGGAAUGGGGCUGCGCGUGCGCGCCGCUCUUUGAGCUCGGACGCAGCGCGGACUCCGGUCCGGAAGAGUCUUUGUGGCUGAGCCGGAUCGCGGCGGAACUGGACGCCCGGCACGCGCGCGUGCCCGAGCGGGAGCUGCGCGCGCUCCUGUUCCGCGCGGCCCGUACGGAGCCGCACUUUCCCGCCACGCCGUUCCGGGAGGAGAUGCGCGCGGCCGGCGACCACGCGCGUUCCGAGAGGUCGGACGAACGGCGCCGCUUGCCCCGAUGCUCGUCCCCGCCGGGAGACCCCUGCCCGCGCGUCUUCCGCAAGAUGGCCGCCCUCGGCCCGCAGGUGGUGGCGUCCGAUUGCCAUCGGGGGAUCUCGGGGUCUGAGUUUUACCGUCCCAGGCCGGCCCCCUUCUUCAACCGCAGCUUCGAGGCGGCGUACGGAAACCCGUAUCGGGCGCCGCCCCUCCACGAGCGGCGCCGCGUCAAGCACGAAAGUCUGGACGACCUCCAGGCGUCCACGUACUUCGGGCCCACCACCGUGAGCGCCAGCGUGGGUGGCGGGAAGGCGAGCGCCGGCCACGGCGGGACGCGGGCGGCGCGGCCCGCCGACAGCCUCAGCUUCAACGUGGAGGACGAGCGACUUAACUUCCACCGCAACGGCGAGAGCCGCUUCCGUAGCCCCCGGCGGGCGGCGGAGGCGGCCGCGCCGUCGCCUCACCCCGGCGGCCUCAAAGCCGGGGAAUCGGCCCGACGUUUGCGGGUCAGGCGCACCGACGGCCCGUCUUUCCGCGAGGCCUCGGCGAGCGUGGGGACCCUGGCGGAGGGCGGUGUGAAGAAGGGGCCGGCGGGGACGGCGCGCGCCGCCUUCAAGGCCUCGGACCAGGACUCGGAGCUGAUCGCCGACGACAUCAGCGACAUCUUCCGCUUCCUGGAUGAGAUGAGCGUGUGCGACUCGCUGGGCGCGGCGCCGUCGUCCCGCUACGACAGCGGCCCCUCGCUCGGGUCCGACAGCGGCGACAGUUUGCCGGAGCGCGCCACGGUCCGGCUGGCCCGCUCGCAGCCGGACCGCCUCCUGCGCUCGCUGGACAGCGCCGACGGCGAGCUGAAGGUGAGCGUCGGCGAGCUGGUGGCCAGGAUGGGCGACAUCGAGAAGAAGUUGGAGUCGCUGUCGGGCGUCCGCGGCGAGAUCUCGCAGGUCCUCCGUAAGCUCAACAAGCUGGACCAGAAGAUCCGGGAGCCGGACGCCGCAGACGGCGGCGCUAGGCACCGGGACGCGCCCGAGUCCUCCCCGCCGGAAGCCUCGCGCGGUGCCGCCGCCUCGCCGCACGCCUUCCGCUGCCGCACGCUCCCCGCCGCCGACGGUCCGAGGGUGGAGGCGCCGAAGAAGACCGGGUUCACCCGGAGGUCGUCGCGCUCGCUCGACGACGACGCGGGCGCCGCGUCCCCGCCGCCCGGGAACUGGAGGACGCGGUCGUACUUGUGCCGUCGCGACGACGGCAACACGGGAGACGGAAUGUGUUGCGCCAAUCAGGCAUCGGCGCGAGCGCGUCAAUACGGCUUCCCCCCGACGCCGCGCCCCCCCAAGGCGGCCGCCGCGUCGUACGUGCCGGACCGCCGCUCGAGGCCGCCGCCCCACGCCGACGGAAGCCCGCUCUAUUCCAACGUGCGGAUGGCCGCGCCAUCUCGGAAGGCGGAGCGGUACAAACCCAAAGCGGGAGACGACGCCAUCGACGUACAGGCAGAGUGUGUGCCUGCAAGUAACAAGCUCGCCUUCUGGUUGGAGGACGUUUACACGCCGGGAUACGAUUCGCUGCUAAAGCGUCGGGAGGCCGACUUCCGCAGAGCCAAAGCGUGCAAGAUGGCCGCUCUGAUCGCCGCCACGUUCAGCGUCAUCCUGGUCAUCGUGGUGCCCAUCUGCACCAUGAAGACGUGAGCUAGCCCGUGCUACCAGGAAGUAGUCAUCUACUCCACAAAGACGUGAGCUAGCCGGCUAGCUGAUGCUUACAGGAAGUAGCCGGCUGCACCAUGAAGACGUGAGCUAGCUAAUGCUAAUAGGAAGUAGCCAGCUAGACCGCAAAGCCGUGAGCUAGCCAACUAGCUGAUGCUAACAGGACAUAGUCAUCCACACCUUGAAGACAUUAGCUAGCUGAUGCUAACAGGAAGUAGCCGGCUGCACCAUGAAAAUGUGAGCUAGCUAAUGCUAAUAGAAAGUAGCCAGCUACACCGCAAAGACGUGAGCUAGCUGAUGCUAACAGGACAUCUGCACCUUGAAGACAUUAGCUAGCUGAUGCUAAUAGGAAGUAGCUGGCUGCCCCAUGAAGACGUGAGCUAGCUAAUGCUAAUAGGAAGUAGCCAGUUACACCGCAGAGACAUGAGCUAGCCAACUGGCUGGUACUAACAGGACAUAGUCAUCCGCACCUUGAAGACAUUAGCUAGCUGAUGCUAACAGGAAGUAGCCAGCUGCACCCAAAGACAUGAGCUAGCCAGCUAGCUGAUGCUAACAGGAAGUAGCCAGCUGGACCACAAAGACGUGAGCUAGCCAGCUAGCUGAUGCUAACAGGAAGUAGCCAGCUGCACCGCAAAGACCUGAGCUAGCCGGCUAGCUGAUCCUAACAGGGAUUAGCGAUCAACACCUUGAAGAUGUUAAUUAGCUGAUGCUAACAGGAAGUAGCUAUCCAUAGCGUGAAGACGUGAGCUAGCCGGUUAGCUGAUGCCAACAGGAAGUAGCUAACUACACCGCAAAUUUGUGAGCUAGGCGGUUAGCUGAUGCUAACAGGAAGUCGAUUAGCUGUCAAUCAAGGACAUGUGUAGCAGUGUAGCGUUACACAUAGCCUGGGACUCUGAUCAUGUGGAACAUACUGUACUUGACUCCGCCUCUCAGAGGGCCACGUGGAGAGGGUGGCUUCUGAUUGGGCGAAACUGAAUGUCAUAUUUACUGCACACGAACGUCCUAAUAAGACAACGUGACAAGAAAGAAAUGUCCGAACCUUCCUAUUAACCCUAACCGUUGUUUAAAACCUUAAUGCUGCCUUGAGACCCAAAUUUGAAAUCUGCGCCCGGGCUUGAAACCCCAACAAGAGUUCGUGCUUCAAGAUGCAAUGAAGGAUUCGGGUUUUACCACAGCAUUUGGAACUUCACGUCACCUCUCAGAGGGGAGAGGGGGGGGAAAGGUAUCCAUUUAUUUAUUUUUGGGCGGUGGGCGCGUAACGGACGUGUUUGAAGUCCUACUUUCAAAAAGUCAUGGAUGAGUUUCAAUUUUUGCCCAUAAUGGUAAAGACAAUCAAGCGCUAGAUACACAAAGUUCACGGCAAACUUGCUUGCGCGGGCAAACAAAUCAAACAAUGAUUACGAAGUAGCUUUUUGUUGAUAAAUCCCAUUGACGGUACAAAUGGUGGCGGCCCGCUAAGUUACACUUCUUGCCUCGCGGUAAAGACAUCAAAGCGUCAUGAAAGUCACAAUUUCCAUGCGUUGCCCUCCAAACUCUGCGGACGCAAGUGCAUGAACGGUUUCAACGACUUAUUCAAGCCAUGACACUCUUGUCUUUCUACAAUCGUAAGAACGGUAAAGACCGAAAUAACGGCAUUUCUUUUUUGCUGCCUGCUAUUGUGGAAAUAUAAAAUGGCUGCCACAUGACCGAUCCCGCUGAGCGCGAGUGACAUUUGGAAAAGAAGCACCAAAAAAAACAACUCUUAACUGGACACAGAAGAAACUCACUAACCCUCCACAAAUCAUCAAACUUCAUUACGGUAAAAGGAAUUUUGGCAUUGAAAGGCUGGAAAACAUCAUAACAACUGCUAAUAAUAAUGCAAAUAGUCAAAUGAAUUGAUUAUUAUUUUUUUUAUGUCUAGCGACUUCAUUGAUCAAAUGAUAUGAAAAUGAAGACAGAAGAAUUGUACACGUGACCUUGACGGAAUGUUCCACAAUAAAACUUUGUUGCGGCAUUGUCAUGACAACAA
Molecule: messenger RNA, 4253 nt
Organism: Phyllopteryx taeniolatus (common seadragon)
Lineage: Eukaryota; Metazoa; Chordata; Actinopteri; Syngnathiformes; Syngnathidae
Gene: minar1
Product: membrane integral NOTCH2 associated receptor 1
Exons: 6
Coding region: 512-2230 (572 amino acids)
Biological process (GO): negative regulation of cell population proliferation; negative regulation of TOR signaling
Cellular component (GO): plasma membrane
Source: RefSeq, a predicted model, not a curated record